Messenger RNA from Notolabrus celidotus (New Zealand spotty), 3096 nucleotides. RefSeq names its product acyl-CoA thioesterase 11b (gene acot11b). Gene Ontology annotation, cellular component: extracellular exosome. NCBI's taxonomy places the organism in Eukaryota, Metazoa, Chordata, Actinopteri, Labriformes, Labridae. The record is from RefSeq and is a predicted model, not a curated record. The transcript is spliced from 17 exons. Gene Ontology annotation, molecular function: thiolester hydrolase activity; lipid binding. Bases 600 to 2381 code for a protein of 593 amino acids.
UUCGAAAUCAGUCGGAUAUGAUGUACAAAAGCAGCAAUUAGCCAAAGGUAGCAGAGGCACAGCUCAGGGGAGGAAUGGCGAGCAGACAAGGCGGUUCAUUCAAUUCCUUUCUCGGUAGGAGGAAAUCGCCUCCUGCUAGCCCGUCCAGCGAACAACAGAGAGCAAGAGGGAGAAACUUACGCGGCAAAAACACACAAUAAGAAACGAUUCUGAGCUUACUUUUCUCGUGCUUGGCUGUCCGACGGCACCGGGGUGCCUUUGCCUUUGGGGAACAUUGUUUUGUGUGGGAGGACGCCCGCCUUCUCUUUCUUUUUCUCGCUAUUUCAUCUGUCAGAUCAUCGCGGCCGCGACCCUCUCGCACUCCAACCGCACUCCUCCUCAACCCGACGACUCAACCGAGCCUGGUCCGGAGGGAAGAGGCGGGGCCGGGUCUGACUGAUGGUCGGGACAGCCAAUGAGGGAGCGCUGUUCGAGUUAAGAACCACGAUCCGGCUAACAGGGAGCUGUUUCUGCGCCGGUGUGUAGCCAAUGUCCAUUGGCACUCACAGGACGCGUCUCGACUUCACCGUGAGCAGUGACUCUUAAACUCGUUGUGAAUUAUGACGUCAGAAGGGAACCAUGCAGACACUGUGCAGGACCUUCUGCUCAUCCUGGAGAAUGAAGAAACAUACAGAAACCCUACAGAAGUCAAGAUGAGUCAGAUCGUCCUGCCUUGCCAUGCAAACCACUGUGGAGAGCUGAGUGCAGGACAGCUGCUGAAGUGGAUGGACUCCACGGCCUGCUUAUCUGCUGAGAGACACGCCGGAUGUUCUUGCAUCACUGCAUCUGUGGAUGACAUCCAUUUUGAACACACUAUAGGGGUGGGGAAGGUGGUCAAUAUCAUAGCAAAGGUCAACAGAGCCUUCACGUCCAGUAUGGAGGUUGGCAUCUUAGUGACUUGUGAGGACCUUUACUCUGCCAGGCAGUGGAAGGUUUGCCAUGCCUUUGCUACUUUUGUUGCAAGAAGAACUGAAGCCGGGAAGGUUCAGCUGAAACAGGUGACUCCCCGCACACAAAUGGAGCAGAUGGAGUACAGCCUGGCAGCAGAGCGGAGGAGGAUGAGGCUCAUCCACGCUGAGAUCAUUACAGACCUGCUGAGCAGCAGCACAGCUCAGCUGGGAGAGUGCCAGGAGUUUCAGGAUGCUGUGCCAGCCGAGCGGACACGAGUGGAGAGUGUGGAGCUGGUGCUACCGCCACAUGCCAACCACCAGGUCAGCACCUUUGGGGGGCAGAUCAUGGCCUGGAUGGAGAAUGUGGCUACAAUUGCAGCAAGUCGCUUGUGUAAUGCCCACCCAACCCUGAGGUCCAUAGACAUGUUCCAUUUUCGUGGCCCGUCUCAUAUUGGUGACCGACUGGUACUGAAAGCCAUUGUUAACAAUGCCUUCAAGCACAGCAUGGAGGUGGGAGUGUGUGCUGAGGCCUACCAGGGUGGAGAACCUCUGCGCCAUAUAAAUAGUGCUUUUAUGACCUUUGAGGUUCUGGGCAGUGACAGGAAACAAAGCACACUGCCGCGGAUACGUCCAGAGCCUGUGGAUGGAAAAAGACGUUAUCAGGAAGCUAUUGCGAGGAAAAAGAUUCGGCUUGAUAGAAAAUACAUAAUCUCCUCCAAGCAAACAGAUGUGCCUCUGUCUGUUCCCUGGGAUCCAAGUAACCAGAUGUACCUGAGCUACAAUAAUGUGUCGGCACUGAAACUAAUAGAUACCAGGAAUAACUGGGUUUUAACUUCAGAGAAAAACAAGGUCAGACUGUACACACUGGAGGAAAACCACAUGCUGUGUUUUAAGGUGGAGAUGCACGUCAGCGUACCAGCAGAGCAGACUUUCCACCUACUUUCAGACCUGAGGAGGAGAAAGGAGUGGGAUCGGCAUUAUGAGGAGUGUGAGGUGAUCAACCAUGCAGAUGAAGAAGACACUCUUUAUCGCGUAGCUACACCUUCUAUCAGCAAAGGGGGCAAAGGCCAGGACUUUAUCUUGCUGGCAUCUCGGAGGAAACCAUGUGAUUUCAGGGACCCGUUUCUGAUUGCUCUGCGCUCUGUCACUUUGCCCACUCACCCUCCUACUGAGGACUACACCAGGGGAGAGGUGCUCUGCGCUGGCUUCACAAUCUGGGAAGAGUCCAGUAACGUCACCAAGAUCACCUACUACAACAAGGCCACGCCAGGCGUCCUCCCUUACAUCUCCACAGACAUUGUCGGCCUCUCCUCCGGCUUCUACAGUGCCUUCUCCGCCUGCAGUCGCUUCCUGGAGGACAAUAAGGAUAGCCUGGUGGCCUUGCCAUCCUCUGCACUGUUACAAGACUGUGCUGCAAAGCUCUCCCUGAAUGAGGAGCAGAAGCAUCAAUAGGUUCCCCUCUGUUGUUGAGGUGCUAUGUCCCUGAAGAAGGUAUGGCUGAAUGUAAGUGUAUCUAUGUAAAGUAUUUGUACUUUGUUUUUCAAGUCUUUAAACCUUAAAGCUCUCUUUAUUAGUGUGUAUUUUUUUUCUAAAAAUGAGAGAUAUUCUCUUUUCACAAGAUAAAUGAAAACACUGCAUACCUUUUUUUUAAAUGUUUUCUGCUAGAUUAAUAGAUAUGAUGUAAGAGCGCACAAUGUUCCUGCUAGAUUACAAACCUCUUAUGUGUUCUUAGAGCUACAAUAUUGUGGAAAUGUUUUAUUUUACUAAUUUAUGAAUCAACAAAUCAUACUUAACAACAAAGGUGUAAGUGUUAUGCACAGUCUAAACUUGUUUUAUAUUUUAUUACCUGCUUUUAUAGAGACUAACAUGUUGAAAGAAGUAGUCCAUGCUGAGAUAUUUGAAUAUAGCUUCUUUUGAUAAGAGUAGUUUAUUUUCUACCUCCUGAAGAAACAGUUUGUAUUAAAUUAAAUGAAUUAAAUUAUAAGUUAACACAGAUGUUUGCUGAGGAUGUAUUGAUGCUGUUUUAUUUUGAGAUAAUAAUGUAAAGGUUUAGAGGAAAUCUCUUGCACUGAUUGUAUAAAAUUUGACAUUCAAUGGCUGAGUAUUGCACAUGAAAAGCUGCAUUUCUUGAAAAAAUCUGAAACAAUAAACACAAUAAACCAGCGGA